Messenger RNA from Metschnikowia bicuspidata var. bicuspidata NRRL YB-4993, 2409 nucleotides. RefSeq names its product malate synthase (gene MLS1). Gene Ontology annotation, molecular function: malate synthase activity. Gene Ontology annotation, biological process: glyoxylate cycle. NCBI's taxonomy places the organism in Eukaryota, Fungi, Ascomycota, Pichiomycetes, Serinales, Metschnikowiaceae. The record is from RefSeq and is a predicted model, not a curated record. The coding region runs from base 384 to 2039 and encodes 551 amino acids. The transcript has a single exon. Gene Ontology annotation, cellular component: peroxisomal matrix; cytoplasm.
GCCUGAUAACGCGCGGAGGCCCUCGGGAAUAGUACCAUCACACCCGUACAUCCUCAUACUUAAAUCCUAAUCCCCGGACACCCGCAGCACAUUGUCCUGCGCACGACCCUGGUAUCCUGACUCGGACCGGAGCAUACUUCCGCUGGAUGCAAAUCUGGGGUAAGGCCGCUGCAUCUGCCCCACACAUAUAAAAGCCCCGGGUCCCCCCCUUGAAAUUCCAGAAAAACCAUACUUUUCUUGCCCCUUAGUUCCGCUCAUCCGAAUAUAACUCAAGUCGCCAGAAAAAAAGACAAAUCAAACCAGAAAACAGAUCUGACACGCACUCAGAGACAUUCUUCUGCCGCUAUUUAUUAAACAGAUUUAUUCUUCCCCACGAAUCCAAAAUGUCUUCCCCUUUCCCAACCACUGCUCUGAAGACUAAGGGCGUCCAAAUCUUGGGCCCCAUCCCAGAAAACGCCAAGCAUAUUUUCACUGCUGAAGCGCUUGCCUUGGUUGCCACUUUGCACAGAAACUUCCAGGCCCGCAGAUUGCAAUUGCUCGAGAACAGAAAAGAGCAGCAGAAAUUGCGUGACGCCGGUGUGUUGCCCGACUUCUUGCCUGAAACCAAGCACAUCAGAGAGGACCCCACUUGGACCGGGCCUCCUUUGGCUCGGGGCUUGCAAGACAGAAGAGUCGAGAUCACAGGCCCCACUGACAGGAAAAUGGUGAUCAACGCGUUGAACUCCGGGGUUGCCACUUACAUGGCGGACUUCGAGGACUCGUUGACUCCCGCAUGGAACAACUUGGUUGAUGGCCAGGUCAACUUGUACGACGGAGUGCGCAGAAACUUGACGUACUCCACCGGCGGCAAGGAGUACAAAUUGAACUUGGACCCAGGCAGACACAUCCCUACAUUGAUUGUCAGACCCAGAGGCUGGCACUUGGACGAGAAGCACGUCUUGGUUGAUGGCGAGCCUGUCUCCGGUGGAAUCUUCGACUUUGCCAUCUACUUCUUCAACAACGCCAAGGAGACCUUGGCCCAGGGCUUCGGACCAUACUUCUACUUGCCCAAGAUGGAGCACCACUUGGAGGCCAAGUUGUGGAACGACGUGUUCUGCCAUGCGCAGGACUACACCGGGAUCCCCAGAGGUACCAUCAGAGGCUCUGUUUUGAUUGAGACCUUGCCUGCUGCAUUCCAGAUGGACGAGAUCAUCUAUCAAUUGAGACAGCACAUUGGUGGCUUGAACUGCGGCAGAUGGGACUACAUCUUCUCCUACAUUAAGUCUUUGAGAAACUCCAAAGAGUUCAUCUUGCCUGACAGAUCCCAGGUGACCAUGACUGCCCCUUUCAUGGCCUCGUACGUCAAACUUUUGGUGCACACGUGCCACAAGAGACAGGUUCACGCUUUGGGUGGAAUGGCUGCUCAGAUUCCUAUCAAGAACGAUGACGCCAGAAACAAGGCCGCCAUGGAAAACGUGGCCAAGGACAAGUUGAGAGAGGUGCUCGCAGGUUGCGACUCGUGCUGGGUCGCCCAUCCUGCGUUGGUGCCAAUCGUGUUGGAAGUCUUUAACAAGCACAUGAAGGGACCAAACCAAAUCAACGUGCCUCCCAGAGUCCCUUACAAGCCAAUCACUGCUAGAGACUUGUUGAGCCCAUAUGUUCCAGGUGCCAAGAUCACCGAGCAAGGAAUCAGAGCCAACUGUAUUAUCGGCUUGUCGUACAUCGAGGCUUGGUUGAGAAACAUUGGAUGUGUGCCUAUCAACUACUUGAUGGAGGACGCGGCCACCGCCGAAGUCUCUAGAACUCAGCUCUGGCAGUGGGUCACUCACGGUGCCAAGACUGACGAGGGCAAGCUCAUUGAUAAGGCUUACGUGGCUAGACUUUUGCAAGAGGAAUACGAGAAAUUGGUCAAGGCAGGUAGCCCAGGAAACAAGUUCAAGCCAGCUUUGGAGUACUUUAAGCCCGAAGCCUUGGGCGAGAAAUACUCUGACUUUGUCACUACUUUGAUCUACGAUGAGAUCGUCACCAUCGGCAGACCAGUGGGCGCAGAGAAGUUGUAAGAGAAUAGAAUCACCAUAGAAAAAUAUAUCAUCCAAGCACGACUCAUUUCAUAGUGCCCUGUGUCAGUCCCCUGGACUUGAUUGCAAGUACAUACUAGCGACAUUUUCUUGGUUUUCGCCGGUCAGGCAAAAGGUGAGCUGGACUCUGGGGUAUGCGGUCUCAAACUGAGCGCCCAGUCUAAUUUUGUCGCCUCAGCUUGGGAGUCGUUUGAUAGCGCAAAAGAGAUCCAGACAGCAUUGUGAUUUCCAAAGGCCGUUUGUUUUUUGUUUUCUUUUUUUGUUUUCUUUCUCGUCUCUUCACAUAAACCUGAAUCCACUCGGGUCUACUGGCCUCAUCUUUCAGAUUCUUGGGUGCAAAAUACCUGACCUA